CAUAGCAAGAAAGAUUUAAUCAUAUAAUUAAACGUGCAUCAUAUAAGAUAAAUAUUUGUUUUCUUUCAAAAUAAAAAUAGAAAUUAGGACUUAAAAAUAAGAAGUUUUAAAUCAAAUAAAAACAAGAAAUACGAAUUAAAAUUAAACAAAAUGAGUUUAUAUCAAACUUUUAAAGUUAGUACAAGAACUUUAACUUAUAUUUCAACUAUUCAGUUUGGGAAAAGGAAUAAAUUUCGGCAUACAAAUGCGUUCAUAAUUGGUUCUGGUUUAGCUACUUUUAUGUCAGUAAAUCGGGUUGGAAUGGAAGCCAGCCGAAAAUUGAGCACUAUACAUUUUAUGGCUGAGCCAAUAACCAGACCUGACGAUCUUUUAGCUCGACAUUCCGACAUGAAAAGUAAAAUGGAGCUAUUAAUUAUGAAAAUACAGGCAGAUUUUUGCCAUGCUCUUGAAAAUGAAGAAAAUUUUGGACAAAAAUUCAAAGUAGAUCGUUGGGAACGUCCCGAAGGCGGUGGGGGUAUAACAUGCGUUCUACAAGAUGGAGAUGUUUUUGAAAAAGCAGGCGUCAAUAUAUCUGUUGUGCAAGGCACAUUACCACCAGGAGCUGUACAACAAAUGAGGGCUAGAGGUAAAAAAUUAACUGCUGGCGAGUUGCCCUUCUUCGCUGCUGGUGUAAGUGCUGUAAUACAUCCUAGAAAUCCCAUGGUUCCAACAAUACAUUUUAAUUACCGAUAUUUUGAAGUCGAAGAUAAAGAUGGCAAGCAAUGGUGGUUUGGGGGGGGUACCGAUUUAACGCCGUAUUAUUUAAAUGAAAAAGACGCAAUACAUUUUCAUAAGACAUUGAAAGAAGCUUGUGAUGAGCACGAUUUAAGUUAUUAUCCAAAAUUUAAAAAGUGGUGUGAUGAUUACUUCAGAGUCACUCAUCGAAACGAAUGUCGUGGUAUUGGCGGUAUUUUUUUUGAUGACAUUGAUGGUCCAAAUCAAGAAGCUGCGUUUAAAUUUGUCGAAGGAUGUGCUAAUUCCGUCAUACCAUCUUAUCUACCGUUAGUAAGAAAACAUAAAAAUGAUCCUUAUGGUGACCGUGAACGCGAAUGGCAAUUAUUAAGACGUGGAAGAUAUGUUGAAUUUAAUUUAAUAUAUGAUCGUGGGACAAAAUUUGGUUUAUAUACACCAGGCGCCAGAUAUGAAAGCAUUUUAAUGUCACUUCCAUUAACAGCUAGAUGGGAAUACAUGAAUCAACCAAAAGAAAAUACACCAGAAUAUCAAUUAGUUGAAGUCUUAAGAAACCCUAGAGAUUGGUUGAAUUCUGAAAAGUUAAGUAAAAUUCCUAUGGCAGCGAGCGCUUGUGCUUAAAAUUGAGACUAAAUUUUAGAAAAUAUGGUAUUUUAACUUGGCAUGAUUAUAGAAUAAAUAUACAAUUCAUAAUAUCAUCAAAUCAUAAGCGAACUUUGAAAUCGAUCAUUUCUCUUAGUUUUAGGUGUAAAAUUUUUGUAAUACAUACAUAAAUAUAUAUGUACAUAAAUAAUGUUAUUUUACUAUGUAUUGUUACUAUAUAUAAAGAUAUUUUUAGGCAUAUUUUGUAAUAAACUAUAUUUAUAAAUAUGGAAAAAAUUAAAUAAAAAAAAUUUU
Molecule: messenger RNA, 1626 nt
Organism: Condylostylus longicornis
Lineage: Eukaryota; Metazoa; Arthropoda; Insecta; Diptera; Dolichopodidae
Gene: Coprox
Product: oxygen-dependent coproporphyrinogen-III oxidase
Exons: 5
Coding region: 151-1350 (399 amino acids)
Cellular component (GO): mitochondrial intermembrane space; cytoplasm
Molecular function (GO): coproporphyrinogen oxidase activity
Source: RefSeq, a predicted model, not a curated record